GACGCACGCGGGCUGCUCAUUCAAAACACACGAUUUACAGUUUCGAAUCCGGAUGCUGCAGAAAAACAGGAUUAAAAACACGCAUAUCCGAGGUUUUGCGUGUUAUUUCAGACCGCAGUACGUGAAUGGACGCAGUGAAGUAACCCGUGUUUUCAAAACUGAUGGCCGAGUAUGGAAUCAGAACUGUUGAUUGGAUGGCAGCAAGAGAGGGCGGAGCUGAGGGCGGAAUUAUCGCAUCUGCAGGAUGAGUUGGCAGAGAGCAGAGCGGAAAGGGAGGAGCUUCAGUCUCGAGCUCAAGCUUUGACCGACAGGCUGUCUCAGACACUGGACCCUUCUCUGUCAUUAUCAGUGCGUCUGGACGAUGAGCAGAGAGAAUGGCGGAGAAAGCUCAGAGAGGGCAGAGAGAGAGAAGCCAGACAGGCUCUGCUCAUCCAUAAACUUCAGAACAAGGUGUUGGAGUACAGGGCUCGCUGUCAGGCUCUGGAGCAGCAGUCGAUCAGCGAGGAGCGAGAACUGAGGAUCAGAGAGAGGAUGCUGCGGGAUGAACGCAGUGACACGCUGGAGAGCACCCUCAUCAGGCUGGAGGAGGAACAGCAGAGAAGUUUGGGGCUCUCGGAGGUCAGUGCUCUUCUGCGGAGUCAGCUCAGCCAAUCAACAGAGGCUAAUGAAGCCCUAAGAGAUGACCUGCGAAAGCUAACAGCCGAUUGGUCUAAAGCGGUGGAGGAGGUUGUGCAGAAAGAAAUCGAUUGGCAAAAAGAGAAAGAGGUUUUGACAGGCCACAUAGGGAAGGAGCAGACCAGGCUGAUGAGUCUGUGGGGACGUGUGGUUACGCUCAGACGCCAGUGUCACUCUCUGAAGACUGCUACUGACAAAGACCUGUGGGAGCUGAGAGCGGAGUUCUCUCGUCUCUCCUCAUCUCUCCUCUCUGUAUGGGGUUCUCCGCGAUCGGCUCCCAUUCUGCCCCAUGACUCCCAUAUAGCUCACUCCACUACAGCGCAACCCCUCUCCUCCACCCAGGGGCCGCUGUCUCUUGAUGAUCUGAAUCAUGAAGAGAGGAAGUCGACUGAAUUAAAAGCCGACCUUGAGUCAGAGACACUGGAGCUCAGGAACAGGAUAACAGAGCUGAAUAUGACAAUAAAAACUCUUGAAUCUGAAAGGGAGAAGCAGGAGGCAGAGAUGGAGAAGAGACACAGGCAGGAGAUGGAGAGAGAACAAGAGCAAGAGAGGAAGUGGCAGAGGCAGAUAGAAAUGGAAAGAAACUUUGAGUCUGUCAGACAUGCUGUCAGGACACUGUCAAGGGUUCUCAGCUCUCAGCAGAUGAGUGAGCAAUCAGGCUCUCUGUCUGCAGAUGAUGUGUCCAGUGAAGGACUGUCUUCUGUCCUCUCUGUCAUCGCUCAAGCUGAGACUGCCCUGCAAUGGAGACAACAGGAAGUACAGGAUGCUCAGAUUAGCUUGCGUAGACUUGGGACAGAGAAAGACUCACUAGAGCAGCGAAUCACGCAGUUGGAGAGUGAGAUGGUGGAGCUUCAGGAACAGACCAAUCAGGGAGCACUGCAGAUGAAACACACACAGGAAUUACUGAACAGUGAGAAGGAGAUGGUAACUAGUUUGCGCAGUCAGAUGGAGGAGGCCGAGAGACUCACAGAGGAACUGAGACAGGAGAAUGAACAUAUGAGACGACAGAGAGAGAAGGAGGAGGAGGAGAAAAUCCAGCUGGAGAGAGAGAGACAAAAACGCAUGGAGGCAGAAAUACUAGAGGCCGCUCAGCUGUGUGAGAGAGAGACUCGCACCCGUCUGGAGCUGCACAGCCUACAGGGGGCACUAGAGAGAGAGAAGCUGGACAGAGCACGAGCUGAGCAAGAGACAGCCGACACUAAAGAUGCUUUACUGAAGGCACGGGAGUCAUUACUGGCCCUGUCCUCCAGUCAAACCCAGCUCAAGAGAGAGCUGGCAGAAGGCCGAGAUGCCCUGGAGAAAAUGGCUACAUUAAAUGAAGCUCUGGCCAAGGACAAGAGAGAACUCAGUGUUCGUGCUCUGCAGCUGGAGACGGAGGUGGCAGAAGCCCAGGCCCAGAUCCAGGCAUUUGGCACAGAGAUGGCGGGUCUGUGCAGGGAAGUGAAGACCGCGUCUCUAGAGGCCAAUGAAUUAAGGGAACGGAGAGAGACGGAUCUGAAUACUCUGCAGCAGCUCAGAAACCGAGAGAGAGAGCUGGAGAAUGAGCUGGAGACCGAGAGGGAGGACAGGGAUAGGGAAGUGACUGCUUUCACAGAAGAGAAGAGGAAAGAUGAACAAAGGAUUGCAGAGUUAACUGAACAGUGCAGUACAAUGAUGAAGGAGCUGCAGAGUGUCCAGGCAGAACUACUCAAAGCAGCAGAGCAGCAGAGAAGAGCUGAACGAGAGAGAGACGACCUAAUGAGAGAGAGCCAGAGACUAGAGGACACAGUAUGCACACUGGAGAGAGAAAAGGAGGAACUCACACAAGUCAAAGAGGAACUCAGAGGUGUGGUGGUAUGUCUUCAGAAGCAGAUUGCUCAAGUUCAGGAACAGGCCUCAGGUCUGGAGGUGCAAUGCAGUCAGCUACAAACACAGGUGGACACGCUCACACAGACCAAAGAUGUCUUGCAAGGAGAGAUUCAGUGUCUACAGACAGACCUGGAGAGAGAGACAGCACAGAGAGAAAAGGAAAACCAAGAAGCAAUGGAGGAAAGAAGCAAGAGUGAAAGAGAGAUAGAAAACUGGCAGUUGGAAUGCAAGAGGAUUCAGUGGGACAUUGAACAAGAAACAGAGAAAAACAAAGUACAAGUGGAAGAGAGCAAAACCGAGAGAGAAAGAUGGCAAAAAGAGAGAGAAGCUUUGAAUGCAGAACUUGGCCAGAAAGAUGGAGAAGUGGAGAUACUGAGGAACAAGAUUGAUGGUUUGUUAAAAGAAAAAGAAGAGCUUUUAGACCACUUAAAUAAAAGAAACACAGAACUUGAGAAGCUACAAAUGAAAUCGGCAGCAGAGCAGAAAACAGUUGAACAAAGUCUGAGAGAAGCGUGUGAUGAGAUUGAGAGAUGGAAGGAGAGGGAAAACAAGGUUCAGAGAGAGAAAGAAGAGUUAAAUCAGAAGUAUAUAGAAAGAGUGGAAAAAGAAAGUCAGAAUCUCAAGGUCACAGAGAGAGAAAAGGCUAAGAUGUCUGAUCUAAUGAAAAAGAAGGAGGAUGAAAUACGAAAGAGAGGAGAGGAUAUCGAAGAGUUAAAAUCAAAAGUCCAAUCACAUGAGAGAACAAUUGAGAGCCUGGAAAUAGAGUUGCAAGAGAAAGAGACUUUGGAGAGUAGAGUAGAAACCCUGGAGAAACACAACACUCAUCUGAAAGAGAGAGAAAUUGAGAAAACAAGAGAAAAUGAAAACAGACAAAAGAAAAGAGAUGAGCAAGAGAAAGAGAAAGACAUGAGGUGGAGAAGACAGUUGGAACAGAAAGAUGAAGACUUGAUAGAGCUCAAAAGCAGAGUUGAAGAACUAAUAAGAGAGAAAGAACAUAUCUCGUUACUCGUGGAAGAAAGAGAUAAAGAUGUUGAACAAUUGCAAACUGCAUUGUCGACAGAAAAGAAAACUCUUGAACUGAGACUGAAAGAGGCGAAAGACAAUGUAGAGUGGUGGAAGAGACGAGCUGGCAACAUGGAAAAAGUAAAGGAGAGCAUAAACUGGGUUGCUGAAAGGGAGAAAACAGAACUGACAGAGCUUCUUAGACAACGAAAGGAAGAGGUACAAAAGAGAGAAGAGGACAUUGGUGAUCUCAAAGGUAGAAUUCAGUCAUUAGACGUAAUCAUAGAGAAACUAGAGACUGAUGUUCAGCAGAAAGAUGCGCAACUUGAACUUCAAAAGGAGCAAAUCUCACAGAUGAAAGAGAGGGAGAUGGAGAAACAAAAAGAGGUGGACAGGAAGCAAGUAGAGGUAAAGGAACAGGAGAAACGACUGAAAAGUGAAUUAGAAGAUCUCAAUAACAAAAUAGAGGGAGUCAUUCAAGAAAAAGAGGCAAUACUAGAAAGGUUGGAAGAGAGAGAUGGUGAACUAAAAGCAUUACAAGCACAACUUGCACAAGAACAGAAGACGUUUGAACAGAAGCUCAAAGCAGAGCACGAAGAGGUGAACAGGUGCAAAGCCAAGUUAGCCGAGGUGGAACGAGAUCGGAUAAGCUUGGAGGAAAGGGAGAAGGAGAAAAAGAAAAGACAGGAGAUGGAGGAAAGAGAUAGGGAGCAGAUACUGAGAGAAGAGCUCCGUCAGAAGGAGAUGGAGCUGAAGCAGUUGAGACUUAAGAUUGAUGAACUGAACCAUGAGAAAGAGGAAGACCGGAGGAUAAGAAUGGAGCAACAAGAAGACCUUGAACGACAAACUACCCUCCUACAAGACACUGAGGAGGAGGCUCGUGCAUUGAAGAAGAGUUUACAGCAAAAAGAAAAAGAGGAAAGUGAGAUAGUCCAUCGUGAGGAAGAAGCAAUGAGAAGGCUGAGAGAAAAGCUGCAUGAAGUCGAUAAGAGGAACCUGGAAGUCUCAAGCUGUCUACAAGAGACCAAAACGAUACUGGAGAAGGAAAAAUGUCAGCACAGAGAGAAAGAGGAGAGACUUAUGGACUGUAACCAAGAGCUACUAUUGGUCAAACAAGAGCUACAUCAUGAGAGGGAGACUGUUGAAGAACUGAAGAAACUUAUAGGCAAACAAGGCGAAGAGGUGAAGACACUGAAGGGAAAACUGGAUGAACGGUUGAAAGAGGUGGGAAGGUUGUCACAACUGCUGCAAAACAGCCAAGGGGAAGCACAGGUGCUUGAAUCCAGGGCAGAAAACAGUGAAGAGGAGAAACAAAGAUUGAAGAGGUCUUUAAGUCAGAUUGAAGAUGAGAAGAGGCAUCUGGAGACCCAACUGAGAGAUGAAAAAACAGAAGGAGAAAGAUUGAGAGCCAGGCUUGAGGAUCUUCAGAAAGGUCAACAUAUCCUGAUGGAGGAAAAGGCGGGACGUGUGGAGAAGCUUGGGGCUCGCAUUAGAGAGCUGGAGGAGGAGAGAGACCAUCUCUCAGCAGAGCUUCGAAGGAAAGAGAGAGAGAUUGAGGCUCUUAGAGAUGAAACGUUUCGGGAGAGGCGAGAGAAGGACAGAAUUAGCUCUUUGCUGAAUGAUGCAAAUGAAAGGAAAGAAGCCUUGGUUGCCCAGAUGGAUGCUUUACAAGAACAGGUGGUUAAUCUGUCUAGAACCAAAGAACAAACAAGGUCAAAGAUCCAGGAACGAGACGAACAGAACCAGAAAAUGCGAGAGGGGCUGAUUGCAGGGCUUCAGGAGAUGGCUACUCUGAAAGAACUGCUGGAAGAGAGUCAUCGUGAGGGAGAGAGACUCAGGUCCAUGAUGCAGGAAAGGAAGGAUGAGUUGGUCCGGAGCAGAGAGGAAGGAGUUAGGGCAGCACAAAUUGAAGCCAAAGAUCUUUUACUCAAAGUACAGAUGUUAGAGAAGCAAAAACAGGAACUUAAGUCUGCCUUGCAUCUCCAAGAGGAACAACUUAAGAAGAAAAAUGAUGAAGGGUUGCGAGAGACAGAGCAAAUGCUGCAAAGACAGGAGAAGUUAGAAGAAGAAUUGACAACCAUGAAGAGCAUAGCAGAGCAGAGAGAGGCUGAGCUGACAAGAGCGAGGGCUAGAAUCGACAUCCUGGAAGAUCAGAGGACUGAACUCAGCUCUUUGGCGGCAGAGAGGACCAGAGACGCAGAAGAACUGAGCGACAGAUUCAGAGAGCUGAGACAGGAAGUGGACAGACUGAGAGAGGACAGAAUAAGAGAGAGUAAAGAUUGGGAGGAACUCCAAAAUGAAAAUAAAGAGAAACAAAAUGUGUUAGAGGAAUUGGAGUUCCUCAAAAAAACAUUGAGGGAAAAGGAAAAGGAGAUAGAAUUGAUGAAAGAGAGAUAUGAAAAUGAGAAAAGAAAAAGCGAGAGAUUCCAGCAAGCGGAGGAGCAGAAAGUUAGACAACUAGAAUUAUUCUCAGAGCGGCUUAAGGAUAAAGAAACUGAGUUGGAGAGUAUUCGAGAAAUGGUGUAUAAAGAACAAUCAGCAAGACUUAGAUUGCAGGAUCAAUUUGAAGAUGAGAAAAGAGAUACUAAGAUAUUGAGGGAAAAAAUGGAAACCUUAGAGAAAGAGAAACAAGAGAUGGAGACCAAAAUAGAAGAGGAUACACGUAAUCUUAGAGAAUCUGAAAAGAAAAACAAAGGACUAAAGAUGGAUAGUGGCCAUGGCACUCUAUCAGACUUCCUAGAGAUAAAUGCUGAAUAUCAGCCUCGUGACAAGUUGUUAGAGACAGAGACACUUAGAAGGGACCUUAAAAGAAAGGAACAGGAAAUGGAGAGGUUGAGGACCAAGGCUCAGACCCUGCAGACUGAGCUAGACAGACUACACUCCACAAUAAAAAAUGAGAACAUAAAAACCGGACCAACAGAUAAUAAUGAAUGGGAAAGACUAAAGGAACAAGUGUCCGUUGUCCUUUUAGAAAAAGAGGAGAAGGACAGACUCCUUAGAGAGAAGGAUGUUGAAGUAUAUGCUCUGAAGGAGCGAACCAAAGAGCUGACUAAAGACAGGGAUCGGGUUAGGACGGCUCUGGAGAAGACUGAAGCCAUGCUGAUUUACUAUAAAGAGAGGCUGGGACAGCAGGAACAUAAGAGAACCCGAGCAGAAGCUGAUAUGUCACAGGAGAAAGAGCUUGAACAGAAGGCCCAGUCCACAGAUGAGGUGGAUACAGACUCUGCUGUACAGGAGCGUCUGUCGGCCAUGCAACGGGCCGUGGCACAACUAGAGGUGGAUCAGAACCUUCUGCAGAAGAAAAACAAUCAUCUGGAGAAGAAAAUUGAGAGACUACGAACUGAGCGACAGCACCUGAGAGAGACGCUGACACAGGUUGAGCUGGAGAGGGGGAAACUGAGGCAUCAGCUGUCACGGUCAGAAGCUGGAGUUCUGGACCUGUCCGAUGGUGCGGACAACGAAGAACUAAAGCGUCUCAGAGUCCGAGCCAGUGAGCUAGAAGAACAGGUUCACCAUCUUCGUCUCAUGUUGGCUGUGGACCAUCAGCAGAGGGCAGAGUUCAUAGAGCGCUCUCUGAGGAACAGCCAGAGUCUGAUGUCCCUGAGACAGGAUCUGAACGAGUCUCUAGCUGCGGUCUCUCAGCGGCCCGUCCCCUCAGUGCUGGAGUCAGAGACACAGAGGCUGGACAGGAGCUUCAGAGAGGAAGAGCUCAGAUUAUCUCUCAGCCAAAGCUAAAGAAAUAAAACACUCCUUUAUAUGUAAUGACUAUUAUAUAGUUCAGUUAACGUCAUAUUUUUGCACUUAACAUUCAGUAAUUCUGACCGUGAACAUAAGAUAUAUUUUACACUCAGGGUUUUACUAUUACUUUACAUAUAUAUAUUUAUGCAUUUUGUAUAUCUUUUUGUUUUAAACCAUUGUAAAAAUUCUAAUUAGCUACAAAAUAUAAGCUUAAAAGAGGCAACUAUUUUCAGAUUUACAUGUCUCUUCUUGACAGGCAGAUAAUUUAAUAGCUAAAAGCUUUGCCAUUGUGUUUACAAUACUUAUCAAAGCUAUUCUGUCAGUGUUAUUGUUUGUGCAAUAUAAGCAAUCAGUUUAAUUAAAUGUAAUACUAUUUUUUUUAAUUUUUAAUUUUUAUUGUUCAUUUAUUUUCAAAUAAACUUCAGAAUGAU
Messenger RNA from Megalobrama amblycephala (Wuchang bream), 7694 nucleotides. Its product is annotated as centrosome-associated protein CEP250. The transcript has 23 exons. The record is from RefSeq and is a predicted model, not a curated record. NCBI's taxonomy places the organism in Eukaryota, Metazoa, Chordata, Actinopteri, Cypriniformes, Xenocyprididae. The coding region runs from base 172 to 7260 and encodes 2362 amino acids.